Messenger RNA from Solanum dulcamara, 1122 nucleotides. Its product is annotated as probable bifunctional TENA-E protein. NCBI's taxonomy places the organism in Eukaryota, Viridiplantae, Streptophyta, Magnoliopsida, Solanales, Solanaceae. The record is from RefSeq and is a predicted model, not a curated record. The transcript is spliced from 3 exons. The coding region runs from base 144 to 821 and encodes 225 amino acids. Gene Ontology annotation, cellular component: cytosol.
AGUUUAAGGCGGGGCAAGUGUUGCCUGGCACGAAGCCGCCCCAUAUUUAUUUCUCUACACAAUGCCUCGUGUUCUCCACUCUUCCCAAAGAAAAAGCAAAUAGUCUCCGCUCCAUAGCAAAGGAAGAAGAAGUUGAAAAGAAAAUGGAAGAAUCUAAGAAAGAAAUGUUGAUGAUCCAAAAAUGGCUUAAUCAACACAAUGAACUCUACACUUCGGCCACCAGACACCCAUUUACUCUUAGCAUUCGUGAUGGCUCUGUUGACUUCUCUUCCUUCAAACGAUGGCUGGGACAAGAUUAUAUAUUUGUUAGAGCCUUUGUUCCUUUCGUAGCAAGUUUACUGUUGAAAGCUUGGAAGGAGUCUGAUGACGAUUCGGACAUAGAGGUCAUUUUAGGUGGUAUUGCUGCGCUGAACGACGAGAUAUCAUGGUUCAAGAGAGAAGCAUCUAAGUGGAGUGUUUCAUUGUCCAGUAUUGUUCCUCAAAAGGCUAACCUGGAAUAUUGCAGAUUUUUGGAAAGCCUAAUGAGUCCUGAAGUAGAAUAUACAGUUGCUGUUACAGCCUUUUGGGCAAUCGAAACUGUCUAUCAAGAAAGUUAUGCCCAUUGCUUAUCAGAUGGCUCUAAAACCCCAGAAGAACUAAAAGAGACUUGUCAAAGAUGGGGCAAUGAUGGUUUUGGUCAAUAUUGCCAUACUCUUCAAAAUAUAGCUAAUCAUCGUCUUGAGAAGUCACCAGAAGAUGUCAUCUCAAAAGCUGAGGCAAUGGUUAUACGCGUUCUGGAGUAUGAAGUUGAGUUUUGGAACAUGAGUCGCGGGGAAACCUAAGUGCCUCUUGCCCCUCCCACCGUUGCUCAUGUAGUGGCAUUUCAAAUUGUAUGAGGUCCUCGCGUUUUGAUACAUUUUUCUUUGGUUGACAUAUGGACCAAGGAUGAUAUGUUUGUACUGUAUACAGAAACAUGCUAAGUACUUGUGUAUGCCUCGACUAUUCCAUCACUAUUUUUCUACUACCUCUCAUCAGUGGUGCUUUUCAAUGAGGUUUGAAGAAAAACUGCAGUUUUAUCAUGAAUUUUCUUCAUGCAGAAACUGGAUUCUGAUGAUGAUUAAUAAAGUGGACAAUCUUUUUCUA